CGCCUGCUCGAUGCAGAUGCGGGUUGCUGCUUUGUAUUUUUUCAAUAAUUAUAUUUUUAAUAAUACUGGUUAAAUUCCCAAUUUGCCAUUAAUUAGGCGGAUCAAUGUAAAAUACCUUCAUAAUUAGGUGAUCGCCUCCCAUUAGUAAUAAAUAUGGUGACAAAAGGUGUAUAAUAAAUUAACCAACAAGGUACUGUUAUUUCAGGACCUAGGUAUCUGCAUAACUGAGGACUUGCAUAGGUAUUCAUCGACGCUAAUCUUCGCUUGGUUUUCCUAAUAAACGUUGGUCGUGAGCCAAGAUGGCGGAAGCUCAUUCUGCUGUGGCAUUCUCGUUCGCGAUCACCCACGACGGUUGGGACGUGAACUUUGACCGUGAGGUCCUCUACUUGGUUUGGGAGUCUGGUCUACGCUCGUGGAAGAAGCGCUUGGCGCGUUUCAGAAACAGUGUCCACAACGGUGUGUACCCGGGCCACCUUCAGUCGCUGUACUUCCUUUGGACUGUGCUUGUGGCGGCACACUUUGCCGGCCUGAACAUACCAUUCGGGCUGGUGCAGAAAGCUUUGACGAUACUCCCCAGUAAUUCAACGUUAUGGCAAGUUAUAGCUUGUCUUCUUGCUGCCCUCGCGAUGUGGUUGACGGUCAUCUUCUUGAUGCGGUAUGCGCUCAAGCUCCUGCUUAUGUACAAGGGAUGGAUGUACGAGUCCCGCGCACCUGGUUCACGGAUAUCUAUGAAGACGAUGCUAUGGGCCAGCGUCGUUAAGGUACUCUCGGGGUGGAACAAGCCCCGUCUCUACAGCUUCCAAGGCUCCCUGCCUCGGCUGCCGCUGCCUACCGUCUCCGACACUAUGCGACGGUACUUAUUGAGCGUACGGCCACUGUUGGACGAUGAAAACUACAGGCGGGUCGAAAGACUCGCGAAGGAGUUCGAAGAAACUAUAGCAGUCAAGUUACAGAGAUACUUGAUCCUCAAGUCAUGGUGGUCAAGCAACUACGUAUCAGAUUGGUGGGAGGAAUACGUGUACCUGCGUGGUCGCUCGCCGCUGAUGGUCAACUCCAACUUCUACGGGACCGACACCCUGCUGCGCCCGACGCGCGUGCAAGCCGCGCGCGCAGCCACCAUCAUACAUUUCUGUCUGCGCUUCAGGAGACUUAUCGAGAGGCAGGAGUUGGAACCGAUAAUGCUGCAAGGCAUGGUGCCGCUGUGCUCGUGGCAGUACGAGCGGCUGUUCAACACGGUGCGCGUGCCGGGCGUGGAGCGCGACCGCAUCGUGCACUACCAGGACUCGACGCACGUGUCCGUGCACUGCCGCGGCAAGUACUACAAGCUGGUGGUGUACUCGCGCGGCCGCCUGCUGAACCCCGCGGAGAUACAGACUCAGCUGCAACAGAUCCUGAGCGACGAAUCGCCAGUCGCGCCGGCGGAGGCGAGGAUCGCGGCGCUGACGGCGGGCGAGCGGUCGCACUGGGCGCACGCGCGGCAAACGCUGUUUCAGCGUGGACACAACCGCACGUCGCUGCACUGCAUCGAGCGCGCCGCCUUCCACGUCUCACUAGAUGACUCGGAGUACGGGUUCGACGAGCACGACGUGUCGCGGCUCGACCAGUACGGGCGCGUGCUGCUGCACGGCAAAGGCUACGACCGCUGGUUCGACAAAUCCUUCAACCUCUGCUUCAGCACCGACGGUUCUGUUGGGUUCAACACUGAACAUACAUGGGCAGACGCGCCAGUCAUGGGCCAUCUUUGGGAAUACGUGAUCUGGUCUGAGUUAGAGUAUGGGUACGAUGAAAGCGGGAACACGCGCGGAGUGGUUGCAGCACCACCGCCGCCCCCCGUACGGCUGACUUGGCACCUCUCGGAGCCCUUGGUGGCAGCGGUGGACACUUCGUACCGUGUCGCUGACGCGUUGCUCAAGGACCUGGAUCUACGCAUACUCAUGUUCACCGGCUAUGGGAAAGGUUUCAUGAAGAGCUGCCACAUAUCGCCAGACGCGUUCAUCCAAAUGAUCCUGCAGCUGUCGUACUUCCGCGCGGCGGGGCGGUUCUGCCUCACGUACGAGGCGUCCAUGACGAGGCUGUACCGCGAGGGCCGCACUGAGACCGUGCGCUCCUGUACGCUGGAGAGCUGCGCCUGGGUCAAAGCCAUGCAGGACCCCACUACGACGGUGGAGGAGCGCGUGAAGCGCUUGCGAGUGGCGGCGGCGCGUCACCAACUGGGCUACCAGGACGCCAUGGCGGGCAGAGGCAUCGACCGCCACCUGUUCUGCCUCUACGUGGUCUCCAAGUACCUCGAGCUGGACUCGCCUUUCCUGCAGGAGGUGUUCAACGAGCCCUGGCGACUGUCCACCAGCCAGACGCCACAUGGUCAAACGAGCCUACUGGACCUCAAGAAGUACCCCAAGUGCGUGAGCGCGGGCGGUGGUUUCGGGCCUGUGGCGGACGACGGCUAUGGCGUGUCUUACAUCAUCGCGGGCGAGGACACUCUGUUCUUCCACGUCUCCAGCAAACUCAACUGCCCCGUAACGAGCUCAACCAAGUUCGUGCAACAAAUCGAGCAGUCCCUGAACGAUGUGCGCGAUCUCUUCGCAGAGUACAAAAAGCUGAACAAUGGCGUCGAGAUGAAAAACAGUAAAUAGGUCUUAUUUUAGAUAAUAGACUGUAUAAAGUGAACUUUCGAGCAUAAGUAGCCUUGUUCUAAUAACUUUUUUUUUUUUUUGAUGACGUCUCUGGACGCCUGGCUUUUGUUCAUAGCCACGAAAUAAAUGUACAGUUACCAAUGGGGAUCCACGCGCAAAACUGACCUCAUAGGGCGCCACGAGGUCCGGCAAAUAUCAAUGUCAAAUCAACAUAGUUCGUUUUGUUUUGUUAUCAAUACAAUACAGGGUGUUUGGUAAUAAGUAUAUAAU
Messenger RNA from Maniola jurtina (meadow brown), 2903 nucleotides. RefSeq names its product carnitine O-palmitoyltransferase 1, liver isoform (gene whd). The record is from RefSeq and is a predicted model, not a curated record. Gene Ontology annotation, biological process: fatty acid metabolic process; carnitine metabolic process. The transcript has 18 exons. The coding region runs from base 300 to 2633 and encodes 777 amino acids. Lineage: Eukaryota; Metazoa; Arthropoda; Insecta; Lepidoptera; Nymphalidae. Gene Ontology annotation, molecular function: carnitine O-palmitoyltransferase activity. Gene Ontology annotation, cellular component: mitochondrion.